ACGAUUUGUUUUUUUCGGACACGCAUCUAAUCAUCUCGUCAAUUUCUGUAACAUCUUCAGUGCUACACGUAAACGCCUAGUGCUGAUCGGAUACGUUUGCCCCAUCAUUCCUAGCUGCCACAAAAAAAAUCCACCAUCUCCUAUCCCGGACAGUGCCGGACAAAAUAAAACCGAUAAAAAGUUUCCAGGUAUGGUCCGUAUUUUGUUUGUACAUCCCGACUUGGGUAUCGGCGGUGCCGAACGGCUUGUUGUGGAUGCUGCAUUGGCAUUGCAGAAUAAAGGUCAUACGGUUAGCUUUCUGACGAAUCAUCACGAUCCGGAGCAUUGCUUCGAGGAAACACGAGAUGGAAAAUUGAGAGUCCUUACCGUUGGUGAUUGGAUUCCGAGGGACAUUUUUGGAAAAUGUUACGCCGUUUGUGCAUAUGUGAGAAUGGUGUAUGCUGCCUUUUAUUUCACCUUCUUCCUGUCGAAACAAGAACGUUUUGACAUUGUAUUUUGUGAUCUCAUAUCGCUGGGAAUUCCGAUUAUUCGGCUGGCUAAAUCAAACCCGAAGGUGCUGUUCUACUGCCAUUACCCAGAUCAGCUGCUCUCACAACCGGGCAGUUUGUUGAAGCGAUACUACCGGAUGCCAUUGAAUUAUCUAGAAGAAAUCACAACUGGCAAGGCCGAUGGAAUCUUAGUAAACAGCAAGUUCACUGGUCGCGUCUUCAAGGAAACAUUUAAGCGUAUAUCAGUCGACCCGGAUGUAUUGUACCCGUCUCUGAACACAAAAUAUUUCGACGAAACAGUGCUGGAAGAGAAGGACAAAAUUUCCGGUAUUCCACCAGAGUGCUUCGUCUUUCUUUCGAUCAAUCGUUACGAGCGUAAGAAAAAUCUUAAUCUAGCAAUGCACGCUUUCAAAAGACUACAGGAACUCAUAUCGCCGCAUGAAUGGAACAAACUCAUGCUAAUAGUUGCGGGAGGAUACGACGAACGUGUACUGGAGAACGUAGAACACUUCGACGAACUAGAAGAACUCGCUGAAGAUAUGGGUCUUCGCUCGAAGAUUCGAUUCCUUCGCUCCCCCAGUGAUCGCGAAAAGUUGUUCUUACUUCAGCGUGCUCAGGCACUAGUCUACACACCGGAGAACGAACAUUUUGGUAUAGUACCCCUGGAGGGAAUGUAUCUCGCCAAACCGAUCAUUGCUGUAAACAGCGGAGGUCCUACAGAAACCAUCAUUCAUGAUCAGACAGGAUUUUUAUGUGAGCCUACGCCGGUUAGUUUCGGUGCUGCCAUGGCAAAGCUAGUCAAAGAUGACAGGAGCUGCGAACGAAUGGGUGAAAUGGGUCGAAAACGGGUUCAACAGAGAUUCUCGUUCGAAGCUUUUAGCACUAAGCUGGACAAUAUUGUAACCGAUUUGACUGCCAGACAAGACGAACCGAAGAAAGCCAAAUAGCAUAGGAUUGCUUUUCCGCUGUCUAGUUUCCUGUUGCUGCAGGCCAUGCGGAAUAUAGCCUAUUAAUCCCUCAUUGAUACCGUAAAAGAAGAUUGUAUUUUGUGCCACACUGAGACUUGUAAUACUAGGAUAAGUUUUGCUAAAAUGAUUCUUAUAAUAAACGUGACUAAAUAUUGCCAGUUUAUUUUUAAAAACUCCAAAACCAGGUUAUGUUACAGUUUUAGAACUCUAAGACAGUGCGGCACGAAACACAAAUCGAAUGUUGUAUAUUUGUGACUAAAAAAACAGUAGUUUUUAGCAGUUUAGAUAAUAUUGUUUUUUUAUGGUCUCUUCCUGAUCACAACUUGAACUCUGAAAAUAAAACAUAAAUUGUCUUAUCUAAAAAAAAACGAGGGUGAGUGUCAUUGACAUUAACGCUUUUGAGCUAGAUACAAGUAACAAAGAAAAAUACCACGUUAAUUAUGACUAUUGUUUAACGUAUUUGUAGUAUGUAAUGUUGAACAUGCACCUAAUAUAAAGUAGCUUGAAA
Malaya genurostris is the source of this 1964-nucleotide messenger RNA. RefSeq names its product alpha-1,3/1,6-mannosyltransferase ALG2 (gene Alg2). Gene Ontology annotation, molecular function: alpha-1,3-mannosyltransferase activity; GDP-Man:Man(1)GlcNAc(2)-PP-Dol alpha-1,3-mannosyltransferase activity. NCBI's taxonomy places the organism in Eukaryota, Metazoa, Arthropoda, Insecta, Diptera, Culicidae. Bases 191 to 1435 code for a protein of 414 amino acids. The record is from RefSeq and is a predicted model, not a curated record. The transcript has a single exon.